UGCUGUGCCAUGUAGAAGAGCCCAAAUCCUUUGAGCUGUCUCAUUGUGCAAUUGCUCUGUGUCCCUCCAGCUGGCUGCCUUUACAUGAAGAUAGUGCUGUUGGCAACACUUUUCUGCAGCUGGCAGGUGGAAAAGAUUAUUUUCUCUUUUGCAGCUGUCUCAUCUAAAUUCAGAGAAAGAGGUAAAGCCAAUGUCUUUGGAAUGCCCCACGCUGGAGUGGGAUAAUACCUUCAGCCAUACCAUGGUCACUUUAAUUGUGCCUCUUUCACACUAAUGAAUAAUUAACUGCUCUGUGCAUAUGCAUGUACACAGUGGUCAUGGGUGACUCUGCAGGGUCAUGGUGACCUGCAGAUGACCACAGGGAGCUGCUUACCUCAGCACACAUUCUCUUGGACUUGCUGCCUGUUUAUCUCCUUCACCACCAGCUGAUCAAAGCCAAUGUCUCCAUGACCUGCAUUGACUACAAGGGAAUGGUGACUGCUCCCCAGCCUUCUCAAAGCCUGAGUGUGCAAACAGAUUGAGGUGAGCUGGGUGUGAAUAUGCAGCAAGUCAGCUCCCAUUGCCAUUCUUGCUAGGUAAGUGCAAGGUGGCUCACAGGAGAGUGGCGGGCUACUUUUGUUCCAAAGGGUAACAGCUUUCCUACAGGAAGUUACCAUGAAGAGGCAAACCCUUGUUAGCUGGUUUACAUGCCUGUCAUUGGCAUGCUACCUGAAAGUGCAAGCCUCAGCCUCCCAAAAUUCAGUUAARUGUGUCAGGACCCCUGCCUUGAGGCAAGUGUUUAAUAAGAUCAAUUGUCCUGCCUGUUGUAAGUUGAGCCAUGCUUUGCUGGACCCUGUGUGUUAGAAAAAAGGCUUUUGCCCUCCUUCUGCUGUGGAGCUGGAACAUUUUUGCGCAGACCUGUAGUUUUCAAAGGAGUAAGGUUUAUGGAUCAGAGAUGGUCCCUUGUCCUGUGUUUUCCCACAAGAGACCCUCUGCAGCUGAUGAACCUGCUGGAUCCAGUCCAGAGGAGGCCAUGAAGAUGAUUCAAAGGGCUGGAGCACCUCUGCUAUGAAGACAAGCAGAGAGGGUUGGAGCUGUUCAGCCUGGAGAAGAYAAGGCUCUGGAGAGAYCUUGUAGCACCUACCAGUACAUAAAGGKUGUCAACAAGAAGGCUGGAGAAGCACUUUUUGGCAGGGCCUGUUGUGAUAGGGUGAGGGUUAGAGGUUUUAAACUAAAAUAAGUUUGUUCUAGAUUGGAUGUAGGGAAGAAGUCUUUUAGAAUAAAGGUGGUGAAACACUGGAACAGGCUGCCCAGAGAUGGGGUGGGUGCCCCACCCCUGGAAGCAUUCAGGGAUAGGAUGGAUGAGGCUCUGAGCGAUAUAAUCUAGUUCAAGGUGUCUCUGCUCAUUGCAGGGGCAUUGGACUGGGUGACCAACCCAAACUAUGAUUCCAUAAUACUUGGGCGCCUCUAAGGCCUCUCUGCUUUUUAUCGUAAAACUGCUCUUAUUUGCUGGAAGAUUUUUCCUUACGGAUUUUCAGUGGAAAGCUGGGAAAGUUGGCAACAGUUUGCUUGCUAUUGUGUUUCCCUCUCAUUUCUUGCCCCCCUGCUUAUUGCUGCCAUUACCCAUCAAAGCAUCAGGCUGAGUCAGAUGUAGAAAAUGAGAUGAAAAAUGCAGGGUGAUGGAUGGGUGCCAGCCAAAAUUACUUUUUAUUCACCCAUCCCCUAAAGCUGUGAUAGCAGCUCAGAGGCUGUGCUUCAUGACUUCAUCCUUCCCUGCUGAGGGGAGAUAGGCAACAUCAUUAUCAGCUGCCGAUGAGUCCUGAUUUGGAGGCAGCAGUGAAAAUGUCCUCGGAUGUAGGGCUCCUCCUCCACACCAAGGGUGACUCGAACCUGCUGGGAAGAUGGAGGAAGAGCUGGAGGGGAGAGAGGAGAAGAAAGAGGUGCAAAUUCAAUCACAUCUCUAUGAUGAUGUCAUGGCAACAAGGUACAAAGUGCUUGUCAGGUGAUCAGGGCAGGCUUUGAAAGUCUCCAGCUCUUCUCCGUUGCUGCAGGCUCAUGUCUGACUUGCUGAAAAAUCUUUAGGUUAAUAUUUAAUGCCAGCAUUGAAGUGCUAAGGGUGGUAMAUGCCUCACCUAAGCCCCCUGCCUUUGCUUUCCAAUGGGAUGCUAAAUCAGGGUGAGAGGGUAGGAUUGCAAGUUUCAUUAUAUGGGAAUGGCACUAACAGUCAGUAGGGUGGCUUCAGCCCAGAGGGUCCCCGUGCCUAUCUGACUCUAGGACAUGGGAAGGAGGUUUCUAUCCCCUCCAGCUCAGUUUGGAGCUUGUUUGGGACACCAGGAGAUCUCCCUCUUUUCUCAGUCUCCAGGGCUGGCUCUGGAAUAAAGACAUCUGUGGCACUGCUCCGGGAGCCGAGCCCAGCUCCUUUGAUGCAAUCAGUUAGUACACGGAGUUGGUGUUUUGGUUGGUUGGGUUUUUGUUUUUUUUUUCUGAGCCUAAUGAUCCCAUGUUCCAGUUACAGCCCCUCCUAGGGGCCUUCUUUCUGAACCGUGUGUCCGGACCGGAUUCAGCAAACUUCCCGGAGCCAGACGCUGUGUUCCCUUCCCCAGGGAAGCCAUCUGCUCCCCUCCACGCAGCUUCUUCGGGGCUUCGAGCUCGCGAGCCGGGCUGCAAAGCUCUCCUCCUCCUCCUCGCUUGCCCCGGCUCUCCUCGGCCAUCUUGUCAGCAGAAGGCCCGGGAACACGGGGCUGGCUGAAUCUGGGGCGGCUGAUGGUGUCAGCCGGAGGCGGUUUCCAGGCAACUGUCGCGCCGUGGGACACGCGAGCCAAGAACGCCGGGGACACCGCGUUCUCAGAGCACCGCCUGGGAGGGAGUCGGCACGGGACGGUGCGGGGAGGGUAGUGCAGGGAUGGCAGCAGAUGAGGGUGUCUGCAGAAUAUCCCCUCCUGCACACUGAUCAUCGUACCCUCCCUGGCUGGAGGUGAGGAUUUCCAAGCUGGUCGCUGGUGCAAUAACGGCAAGGAAGGACUACGUGAUGUAUGGGACUUCUGCAUCCUUUGGAAGAUCAAAGAGAGAAGGAACAUUGUGCCAGACUGUAUCCCAGCCCCCAGACUUGUUGCAGGUGGUCYUGUGCUUCUCUGUGCGUUUUCAAAUACAAAGCUCCAUCCCUACAAAUCAUGGACCAUUUKUGUGCACGCAUUCCAGCUCUGUGUCCCUGGGUGUCACUGAAAAAGGGAAUUUCUUGUAAAAAGAAAUACCUUUUUCUUCCGCAAGCUGCCAGUCCUCCCCAGCACCUGGUGACUUGCACUGCUCCUCUGUGCUGAUGCCCAAGGCACUAUCCCUACUCCUGCCUGCCUCCCCUUCCUGCUUUAGAGGCCCUGGAAGCAUCCCUUUCCAUGAAACUCACCUGCCUGGUAGCCCUUCCUUACACUGCCGGUCCAGCAUUUCCCCUCACACCAAUGCUGAUUCUCACAUCCCCUUUGUUUUAUCCAAUUCGAGUGUUUUUUUUAAGAGGUGUAUUGAGUACAAUUGAUGUCAAAUGAAUGGGAGAGGGUGAUAAAACUGAUUUGGCCAAGCAAUGGGAAAAAAAAAUCCUUCUGGAUUCUGAGAGUGCAGCUCUGAUGAACAUAGGGAAUGGGACUACAUAGUGCUUGGCAGGGUAUGUGCUGCAAAGAGGCAGAACCAUUUUAAUGUCCUGUAUUCAAGGAAAUGUCCUGCAGCCCUGCACAGAUGACAGCACAGAGAGACAGGACAGUGGAGGGCCAUCUGCAGCCAUUGCUGUCCCUGAGCCAGCCUUGCAGCUAUUGAUUUGGAUAUUGCCCCGUUCACCCUAACCUUGGCAAUGCCAGCUUGACCCUUAUCAGUGCUGAUAAACCCCUCCACAACCUCCUGUCCCAUCCUGGGUGUGUCAUACCAUGAGGUUCCGUGGUGACAGAUCUUUCCUGUAACUCUGCCCGUGCACCAGUUGCUCUUUUGCUGCGAUGCUCUAAAUGCAGGAAACCUCUCUCCUAUUUUUGCACAGGGGCUGCAGCCACACCAAUAUUUUUAACCUCGUGUGGGUGCCCACUUCUUGCUGAGUGUUUUGUGUGAGGAAGGAUGCGGUGCCGGCUGCAAACACUUUUCCAGAGGAAAUUUAAGAUCAGUCUUCUCUUUCUUCUUCUCUUGGCCCUUCUCGUGCACCUGGUGCUGGAUUUUGCUUUCCCCACAGCGCAGAGCCCCUGCAGCUGCGAUGUGAAAGCACCAAAAGCCGUGGGUGUCCCAUCCGGCAGUCCCAUGCUGGCUGGCCUCACAAAGCUGAGCCUGCGAAUCCUUCAGGAUUUCAGUGGAAGCAAUGGCUCCUUGGAGAAAAGCUCCCAGCCACAGAAAGCAGGGCUGCACAUAAGGGCUGGAGAGCCAGGGGUCCAACAGCAGCACGAAGAGGGGAAUGAAGGGUGGACCAAGGGAUCAAAGCUGGCAGCACUCUUCGAACAUCCUCUUUACAAGAUCCCAAUCCCAGAGGUGACAGAGAAAGACAAGCUGUUUAUCGUCAACCCUAUGGAGAAGUUCAGCCUSCGCAGCAACGAGAGUGAUGAAUGGGUCAGCAGCAGUAAAGCAGAGACGCUCCUCCCGACAGGGAAGACAGCCUAUGACACCUACCCCACCUGGCUCAAAUUCCAYAUCGGCAUCAACCGCUAUGAGCUGUACCCCCGCCAGGACCCCUUGUUGCCCACGCUCCUCCGGGAUUUGGCCACGCAAAGGAUCAUCAGCUCAGUCCAGAAGUCUGGCGGGACCCAGCUCAAGCUCAUCAUGACAUUCCCAAACUAUGGGCAGGCCCUCUUCAAGCCCAUGAAGCAGACCCGGGACCAGGAGACUCCUAUUGAUUUCUUCUACUUCUCAGACUUUGAGCGGCACAAUGCUGAAAUUGCAGCCUUCCACCUGGACAGGAUCCUGGAUUUCCGGCGAAUCCCCCCAGUUUCUGGCCGGUUGGUCAACAUAACAAAGGAGAUUCGUGACAUCACCACGGACAAGAAACUGGCCAAGACUUUCUUCAUCUCCCCAGCGGGUAACAUCUGCUUCUAUGGAGAGUGCUCCUACUACUGCUCUACCGAGCACGCCCUCUGUGGCAAACCAGACCAGCUGGAGGGCUCCAUGGCUGCCCUGCUCCCUGACAAGACCUUGGCCAAGCGCCGCUCCUGGCGCAGCCCCUGGCGCCGCUCCUACCACAAGAGCAAGAAGGCUGAGUGGGAACUGAAUCCCAACUACUGCGCUCAGGUGCGAGAGACACCGCCCUAUGACAGGGGCCAUCGCCUUCUCGACCUCAUCGACAUGGCGGUCCUGGAUUUCCUCAUGGGCAACAUGGACCGGCACCACUACGAGACUUUUGAGAAAUUUGGGAAUGACACUUUCCUGCUCCACCUGGACAACGGUCGUGGCUUCGGCACACACUCGCGCGAUGAACCGUCCAUUCUGGCCCCUCUCCAGCAAUGCUGCAGCAUCAAGAAGUCCACUUACCUGCGGCUUCAGCUGCUGGCCACCCAGCCCUACCGCCUGAGCGACCUGCUACGGGAGGCGCUGGCUGCAGAUCCACUGGCCCCUGUCCUGGCCGAGCCUCACCUGCGGGCGCUGGACCGGCGCCUGGGGAAGGUGCUGGCACUGGUGGGAUACUGCCUGGCCAGGGCAGCCCGCCAGGAAGAGGUGCUGGUGGACGAUGUGGGGUCGUGGGUGUGAUGAGGGCUGGGUGCCCUGCUGGAUUGGGGUGUUUCGGGGUGCUGCCGAGGCUGAUGUGGGGAUCGAUGUGCAGCUCUGAUUCUGUGUAGCAUUAGCUUUUGGUGGUGCUGGAGCUGGUGGUUUGUUGAACCAGGAAAGCAGGUUGUAAGGAUAGCUGGGAUGGGGAAGGAAUUUAAAUAAAAAGGUUGGCCUCGUGGUGAAGACAUGAGCUAUGAUCUUCCCCACCAAGGCUGCUUUCCCAGGACUGUCCUUGCGUGCCUGGACCUGUCACUUCAGCCCUUCAAAGCCUUUUAGGAAAGGGAUCUUUCCUGCCUUUCCCCAGCAAGAGCUGCCAAUCUCCUUCUGCCUCACCCCUGCCCAUGAUGAUUGGCACAGUGAUGCCCUGGUGAGCCCCAAAAGAGAGUUGAGACAACCCACUGCUGGUGUGGAGCAAAUGAGGCACAAGUUCCCAGCCACUCACCACUUAUCUUCGGCUCACUCUUCCCACACCCACUCAAAAACUCCCAUGGCUCUGGCAUCACUACCUCCUCCACAUGACCAGGGAUGCAGCAAGGACAAACACCACUGCCCCCAGAACAUCUUCCCAAAUCCCCUGGGAACUUCUGCUGACUCCUUCACACCCAAAAAAGUGGCUCCUGAGGAGGGGAUGGAUUGACCUGGGGCUGUGCACGCUGUUUAGUGCCUGGUGGCUCAGCACCCAGCUUAUCCCCUGAGCCUCCCGGGGGGGUUAAUCCACACAGGGUUACAUCAGCUGGCACAGGUGCCAUUGUGACAGCCACUGCCAGUGUACCCAGCUCGGGACACGCGAUUGCCAUCAGCGUGGCCAGAGAUAAAGGUGCCACUGCCAAGGGGAGAUGUCCUCUGCCCCAGCCAGACACUUGCAAAGAGAUGGGAAGCCACGGGAAAGGGUGAAAAAUGGCAGCUGGCACAGUGGGAGAUGGAGCUGGAAAAGCUAGGCAGAGAUUUUGGCUGGAACAAAAAAUGGGCUCAAAAGGAAGGGGRAAAAAAAAGAAAAGGGAGACAAAGACGAUCUGUCUGUGUUACACAACGGGGCUAUGGACACUGAAUCGGGGUUUGUUGCGGUGUGCCCCCCCUCCCGAUUCUGACAGCACGUCCUCCUGCCGCUGCCCUGGCUUGUGCCCCAAAGCCCAGCACAAGAAGGAAAAGGUUUCAGCGCUGUUUUGCAAUAGGUUCCUCCCCUUCUGCCAGCUUUGUAUUUCAUUAACUCUUUAUAUAAACACCAUUUUGCCCCAUAGCCAAAGCCAGCGGGACCAUUUCUUUACUGUGCCGCACAGACAUGGCCUAAACAACCAUGUCUGGACACAGGUGACUGGUUCCCUUCACUCUCAGAGCUCCCCCAGACAAGUCUUUUUCCGAGGCGCCAACAGAUUUAAAAUGCAGAGUGUGAGAGGGGGCUGUUUUUUCCGGGUGGCCUGGUGAGUUUGCACAAGGUCCCAGCUGUGCCGCAGCCGUUCAAGGUCCCAUGGGAGCAGCCCGGUUUGGCUCACUUGCCCCUGACAACCCAGCCCAGCCACCCGUGGGGAAGAGCGAUGGCAACGGGGUGUCUGGGGCCAGCAGCCCAGGGAGCAGCAGAACACGCCUGCCCGGUCGAGGCGGCRUGGGCACACGGCUGUCGAGCGGGGAUGCCCCCGCCCCAGG
Malurus melanocephalus (red-backed fairy wren) is the source of this 7338-nucleotide messenger RNA. RefSeq names its product extracellular serine/threonine protein kinase FAM20C-like. Gene Ontology annotation, molecular function: phosphotransferase activity, alcohol group as acceptor. Lineage: Eukaryota; Metazoa; Chordata; Aves; Passeriformes; Maluridae. Gene Ontology annotation, biological process: protein phosphorylation. The transcript is spliced from 10 exons. The coding region runs from base 4069 to 5679 and encodes 536 amino acids. Gene Ontology annotation, cellular component: Golgi apparatus. The record is from RefSeq and is a predicted model, not a curated record.